Molecule: messenger RNA, 4910 nt
Organism: Vombatus ursinus (common wombat)
Lineage: Eukaryota; Metazoa; Chordata; Mammalia; Diprotodontia; Vombatidae
Gene: PM20D2
Product: peptidase M20 domain containing 2
Exons: 7
Coding region: 89-1420 (443 amino acids)
Molecular function (GO): dipeptidase activity
Source: RefSeq, a predicted model, not a curated record
GAGAUCGGCAGGCUGUGUUGUGGAGCUUACCUUCUAGCUUCUCCCCUAAUCCCUUCUUCCACCCGGUUGGGACGAGGUGUUGACAGUUAUGAGACCGGGCGAGGAGCUGCCUGGAGAGGGCGGCGGCGCCGUCCCGGAGGUAGAGCUGCUGAAGCGCUGCGCCGCUGAGUGCAUCGACGAGGCCGCGGAGCGGCUGGGGGCCCUGAGCCGAGAGAUCUGGAGCGAGCCGGAGCUCGCCUACCAGGAGUACCGGGCCCACGGCGCCCUGACCCGCUUCUUCGAGCAGGAGCCGCAGGCCGCCUUGUGGACCGUGCAGCCGCACUACAAGCUGGACACGGCCUUCAGGGCGGAAUGGGAGUCUGCGGCCCCGGAGCCCGGGCGCUCCACGCCGCUGCACCUGGGCUUUCUCUGCGAGUAUGACGCGCUGCCGGGCAUAGGGCACGCCUGUGGCCACAACCUGAUCGCCGAGGUGGGCGCAGCGGCCGCCCUGGGUCUGAAGGGGGCGCUGGAGAGCCACCCGAACUGUCCGCCAGUGAAGAUCACUGUCCUGGGCACUCCCGCAGAAGAAGAUGGAGGUGGCAAAAUUGACUUAAUUGAAGCUGGAGCUUUUAAAAAUCUCGAUGCUGUUUUUAUGGCUCAUCCAUCCCAAGAAAAUGCUGCUUAUCUGCCUGAUGUGGCUGAGCAUGAUGUGACUGUGAAAUACUAUGGAAAAGCUUCUCAUGCUGCUGCUUAUCCUUGGGAAGGUCUAAAUGCAUUAGAUGCUGCCGUUCUUGCGUACAACAAUCUGUCAGUUUUAAGACAGCAAAUGAAACCCUCUUGGAGAGUUCAUGGCAUAAUUAAACAUGGUGGUGUGAAACCUAAUAUCAUUCCCUCAUACUCUGAAUUAGUCUAUUAUUUGCGUACACCCACAAUGAAAGAGCUUCCAAUUUUGACAAAAAAAGCAGAAGAUUGCUUUAAAGCUGCUGCUUUGGCUACAGGAUGCACAGUGGAAUUAAAAGAUGGCAUACAUGACUACUAUAAUGUUCUUCCUAAUAAGAGCCUCUGGAAAACUUACAUAGAAAAUGGAAAAAAGCUGGGAAUAGAAUUUAUUUCAGAAGAUUCUAUGUCAAAUUGUCCAUCAGGUUCCACUGACUUUGGAAAUGUUACUUUUGUGGUUCCUGGAAUUCACCCGUAUUUUUAUAUUGGUUCUGAUGCACUGAAUCAUACUGAGCAAUAUACUGCAGCUGCAGGAUCCCAAGAAGCACAAUUCUACACUUUGCGUACUGCUAAGGCUCUGGCGAUGACGGCCCUCGAUGUGGUUUUCAAGCCAGGUUUGCUGGAAAGAGUCAGAGAGGACUUUAGACUUAGUCUUCAAGAAGAAGAGAUUUUGAAUGCUACAGAACAAAGCCAAGACCUUAGCACAACUUGUGAAUCACGUUAAGAAUCAGUUCUUCCAUUAAUGAGGUAGGAUAGGAUUGCUUUUUUUUCCUCUAGGAGCAAGUUUCUGGUAUUUUGAAAUUGUGUGACACAAUAAGAGGGGAAAAUACAUUACCUCGUGUAAUCUAAAAUCAAUUUUCACAGAUCUAUAUUUCAUGAGAAUUUAAAUGUACAGAAAUGGACAUAGUUGGAACUUAGUAUCUCAGUACUCAGUCCUCAUAACACAAAUGACAGGUAUGUUAUAUACAUAGCUGCAGAUCUAUAUAUGUGGUACUGCAAAGGUUAAUGUUGAAAAGAAUAAGGUUUAAAAUCUAAUGUUCAGUAGAAUUAAUAUGCUUUUGGGAGCUAUAGGUACAAGGUAAUCAAGAUAUACUGUGAAGAUAUUUUUUAAAUAUGGGAAUAGCUUUUUGUAGGCUUAUUUACUAGAGAUAUCUGAUGUAUAUUAAUUCUGUGUGAAUAUUUUAAAAAGAAGUGAGAGGAAAAGGAGCCAGGGAAGCUUGUAUGUGCUGUGAAUUUUGUGAAUUGUUAGCCUUGGUGAUCUAGUAUAAUGAUAGUAAUACUUAAUCUGAAAUAGAAUCAGUAAGGAGGAACAUUUGACUUGUGUGUUCAAGUCUCUUAAUCUUUCUGGGUUUCUGUUUCCUUUCUUUAUGAAAGGAGAGAAUUGAAGGAGGGCUGCUCUUGAUUUUUUGUAGCUGUAAAAUUCUAUGGUCUGUACUCUGUCCCCAGAUUUAAAGUUCCCCAUCAAUAGAUCUUUUAGGUAUAUGGUUUCUGGGGCUAGGACUUGAGAAUUAUAUAUUCCUUUCUUUACACAAUGCACAUAAGGAAAAGCACAUUUCCCCACUGAUUUUUAUUAUACAGCUAGAGCUUUUCCUGUGAACUGAGAUGGAAACUUUAAGUGAGGUUAAGAUAAUGGACAGUCAGUCCUGUGACGUACUCACCAUUGAAGGAUUCUAUCAGCACCGUCCUUUGUGGGAGCUGUGGUUUCCACUUAACAAUUCACUGUCCUUGCUCAGACUUUCUUUGUUCUGGAAUUUGCCUUUGGUCUUCAGACAACGCCAUUGCUUUCCAUGUCCUUAAAUUUCCCAGGACAAAAAACCUUUCUACAUAAUGGUUUGCAGAACUUUCCUCCCCAUUUUCUCCUGCUUGGGUAUUUAACAGCAAGUAGCCUUGGGUAAUUAUAACAUAUUUCUCAUUUAGUAUGGACAUCGAAGCAUUUGAAAAUAUGAGGCUUUGGGUAUGUGAAGCAAAUUUAUUGCUUGCUUCAUCAGUUUGGCAUACGUAGCCAAUAUACAAUAGUACAUAGCUAAUAUACAUAGCCAAAGUACAAGUUUUCAGUUUGGCAUAGCCAAUGUACUUACAGGGAAGCUGCAACCGGAAGGAAAAAAUACAUUAUUUUAUUGUAUUCUCCAAACACUAAUGAUAUUCUUGCAAUCCUCAUUCCCUUUGUGACUUUGUUCCUGCCACUUUCCUUGCCAAGAAAGUUUCUCCUAUGACAAAUGAAUUACUUGAGCCAAACCCCAUGUGGAACUGAAAUAUGCUGUUUUUCCAUGUGAAAGAAAUAUAACCAUGAACUUCAUAUUCUAGUUUUUAGGCAUGACUGUAACUCAUCUCUGUCACCUAAUUUGAAAUUAGCAGGCAGGAUCCCCCAUGCUGGAAGCUAAUCUCUUUGGAAUUUGCUUUCUGUGCCACACUUCCUUAGUAACCUUCAUCCUAAUGGACUGAGGCCAGAAUCUUUGGAUUUUUCAAACCAAUCUUCAGCCUUAUUCUUCCUGGUCUUUAUUUUCAUGGUUUGCCAUUUUAGAGGACAGAGGAAAGUAAAAAUUAAAUGAUCUUUGAGUAUUAUUUUUAGGCAAGAGCAAAUGGAGGUAUAGAGGAUCUAUUUAUUUUUGGUGUGCUGAUCAUUUUUUAUUCCUUCUGCUUUUUUGGGUAAAUUGUAUGUGCAUUUUUUUGAAGGGGGGAAAUUAAGUGCCUUUUUAAAAUUAGUUUGAACAGUGACAUGACUUGAAAAAAAUGCCAUUCCUAAUAGAUUUAGAGAAUAUUUGUUAUGUGCCCUGUUUUAAAUGCUGUGAUUGACUUCAAAUCAGAGGAGUCCUGUGUUCAUGUCCCCCUUCUAUCAACAGCUUUGUCACCAUGGACAAGUCACUUAGUUUCUUCCUCUAUGAAGUAGUAGAUAUUAAUCCCUAUUGUGCCAGAGGAUUGAAAAAUAAUGUACAUAAAAGAAUUUUGCAAAUAUAUUCUCUCUCCUAUUAGACUGUAAGCUCUUUGAAGCCAGGACUGUGACUUAGUCAUUUUUGUUUCUACAUCACAGGGCGUUGUGCAUGGGUGUUUAAUAAAUACUUGCUGAAAAAAUAUUACAGAAUCUCAGAAUUUGAUUUUAAAAGAACUGCUAGUGGUCAGCUAGUGCAAUAUACACAUGAAAAGAAUCCUCACUAUAACAUUCCCAAGAAGUAUGUGUAGCCUUUUCUUAAAGACUUCCAAGGGGAGGCAGUCUGUUCCACUCUUAGACCACUCUGUUAGGUAGUUUUUCCUGACAUCAAGCCUAAUUUGGCUCUUUGCAGUUCCACCUUUUAUAACUUCCUUCUUUUUAAAUCAAGGGAAUGGAAUAACCUUGGAGAUUAUAAGAUAAAUUAUUAGACUCUAAUGACAAAUUUUGUGGCUACAGCAACGUAUACUUCUUGGAAAAGAGAAAUAAUAAAUUAUUUAUGAGCUAUUAUCUCUAAAGUGAGUGGAUGAAGAAAGUUUCUUAACAAUUACUUUUCAUCCUUUGUGAGUAAUAGUCAAAUUUUGGGGGGAAAGUUAAGUGAAUUAGUGAUAAAUUUUGAAUUACAUAAUUUAAAAAGAAAUUGUUUUAUUAACUCCCCCUCUCCCCCAAUUUUAGACACUAGGUAAUUCCAUUUCAGUGAGUAGAAUUACAUUAAUUAGGUCUACACUUAAGUCAGUUAAGUGAACAUUUAUUGCAAGUCUAUGUGCAAAGCACACAUAUUUUUAUAUAUUGUAUGACAGGCUGAAACUUUUUCCGCAGUAAUUUAAGUUAGUUAAGCAUGAUUUUGUAUAAUCUUUUGUUUAUCAUUUGCUUAAUAUACUUUUUUUUCAGGAAUUACAUAUGUAAAUUUUGGUUUAGCAUGAAUUUUGAGUUAGCUUGAAUUAGACCUAAUGUAAUUACAGAUUCAAGUUCUUUUUGGAGAAAAAAAAACAAAGGUAUGUGGUGGGAUUAUUGAUUUGAAAAACAAGUCCUACGGCUCUGUAUGGAACCUGUAAUGACAAAGUUUGUGUGUACUUCCAGCAACUUGAACUGUUUCUUUCCUCACCUUCUUCUUAUUUCUGUAGCAUUUAUUUGUAAAAGAACAAGGUGGAUAUGAAUCACUAAUCAUUGUGGUAUUUCCAUGUUCCUCAGAAUAUAACAAUGAAUUAAAACCAUGGUAUUUAUUUACAAUCCACAAAAUUAUUGACAAUCUUUUUUUGUAUUUUAACAAUGGUAAAUUCUUACUGUGUAU